GCGCCGAACCACAGCUGUUCAAUCGGCGCUGGAGGCAGCGGCCGCGAGCCGAGCGCAGCUUGCCGAGGAGUGGGCUGCGCGCGUGUGAGAGAGAGAGUGAGAGAGAGAGAGAGGGUGCUGUUCUUUUUUCCCCUUUCCCCUCCUCUUCCUCCUCCUCCUCCUGCUGCUGCUGCGCUCUCUCCUUCCCGGCCUCCCUCCCAUUUCCCAGCGCGAUCGCAACUCUGCACACAAAAAGCAGCAACUGCAACCAGCCGCCCUUCUCUGCUGAGCAGCAAAGCGAGCGAAAAGUUGCUCCAGGUCGCGAAGGGAAGCCGGACUUACAAACCAGAGACUGAAUCUGAAUCCUUGCAGAUCGCUCGUUCCCCGGUCUCUCCCUGCGAGGGGAAGCAGCGCGCGCACGUACGAACAGCUCCGAAGGAUUUUCCUCCCCCCUGCAUUCUUCCUUUUAAAAAAAAAUCUGCUCUUUUUUUGCCAGCGGGUUUCUGGCAAGCAGGAGAAACUGACAGCUCUCUCUCUCUCCUUGCAUUGCAUCGCCGGCACCGUUAGGGCGAAGGAGAACGAAGAGCCGCGGCCCCUCGAGGGAGAGAGAGUGAGUGAGUGUGUCUCUCUCCGGCUCUGGCUGUCUCCGGGACUUGGCUUGGCUGCGGCGAAGCGGCGGAGAAAGUUUCUUCCGGGCUGGCUGGCAGCGAGGAGGGUUGGAGCGUGGAGUGAGCCGACGAGGCGGUGAGAUCCGUCCUCCUCCUCGUCGUCGCCGUCGUCGCCGUCGUGGUCCCCUCUCCUCUCUCCGGCGGGAGAGGAGGCUCUUCCCCCCGCGGAGCCCAGCGCGAUGGCUGGCGAGCUGAGCAUCGGCCCCGAGCUGCCCACCAGCCCCCUGGCCAUGGAGUACGUCAAUGACUUCGACCUGAUGAAAUUCGACGUGAAGAAGGAGCCCCUGGGCCGAGCCGACCGCUCGGGCCGCCACUGCACGCGCCUGCAGCCCGCCGGCUCGGUGUCGUCCACCCCGAUCAGUACCCCCUGCAGCUCGGUGCCGUCGUCGCCCAGCUUCAGCCCCACCGAACAGAAGACGCACCUGGAGGACCUCUACUGGAUGGCCAACAGCUACCAGCAGAUGAACCCCGAGACGCUCAACCUCACUCCGGAGGACGCGGUGGAAGCCCUCAUCGGGUCCCACCAGGUGCCCCAGCAGCUCCAGGGCUUCGAGAGCUUCCGGGCCGCUGCCGCUCACCACCACCACCAUCACCACCAGCAUCACCAUCACCAGUACACCGGGGUCCCCCACGAAGACCUGUCGGGCAACGGGCACCCUCACCAUCAUCACCACCACCACCCUCACCAUCACCAGGCGUCGCCCACCCCUUCCAACGCCUCCAGCUCCUCCCAGCAGCUCCAGAACACUCACCAGCCUCACCCAUCGUCCUCGUCUUCGUCCUCCUCGUCCUCCAGCAGCGUGGAAGACCGGUUCUCCGACGACCAGCUGGUGUCGAUGUCCGUGCGGGAGCUCAACCGGCACCUGAGGGGCUUCACCAAGGACGAGGUGAUCCGCCUCAAGCAGAAGAGGAGGACCUUGAAGAACAGAGGCUAUGCCCAGUCUUGCAGGUACAAGCGGGUCCAGCAGAAGCAUCACCUGGAGAACGAGAAGACCCAGCUCAUCCAACAGGUGGAACAGCUCAAGCAAGAGGUCAACCGGCUGGCCAGAGAAAGAGACGCCUACAAGCUCAAGUGCGAGAAACUGGCCAGCAAUGGCUUCCGAGAGGCCGGAUCCACCAGUGACAACCCGUCUUCUCCCGAGUUCUUCAUUACCAUGCUGUAAAGCACUGUGCAAGAAAACCUCACAACACACUCUCAACAGCCUCAUGAGGAUGGGGAAACUUGCAGAAGGCCAUCCAGUGAAACCAUUGCUACAUUGGGGAGAGUGUUUUGGAUGAACUUGGCCCAUGGGAUUGCACUAAUUUCCUCUUUACAGCAUGUGGCUAUUAGGACUCUAUUAGUGCCCUGCACAUCAUGGUGACCAAGAACCAGGAGAAGAAGCUAAAUGGAUUGCAAACCUACUUGAAGAGCACGAUGAAAAACCGCUGAAUCAUCAGCCGUGUCUUCCUCACUUUGGAUCCUUCUCCCAUUUUUGGGUUUCUCCACCCCCCCCUCAAAGUACAAUGUUAUUUUCAAGGGCAAGUUCAUUUCAGACUCUGGAUGGGGGUACCUUUUGUAAAUUUCUCCCAUGUUAAAAAAACCCCAAUAAUCAAAUAUUUGCCUCCUCCCCACCAAAAAAGUACAUCAGGGACAAAGAUUGUAGACCAGCCUGCUGCUGGCAGGGCUAGUUUUGUAUGUCCAGAGGUUUCUUUCAUUUUUUUAAAAAAAAGAAUACAAGGGAACAUUGUUUAUAACUGUGAUUCCCCCAUUUGUAUUUGAAGUGGUACACUCCAUUCUACCACCUCAUUACACCACCAUCUCAUUCGGCUAGAUGGGCAGACCAGGCCUUAGGCAAGUUACUUUCUCUCAGACUCAGUGUCUCCCCUCAAUUCUGUAAUAUGGGGAUAAUGCUUGGUUGUUAGGCAGGAUUGCUGAGCUGAUGAAUGUGUAGUGCUUUGAACUCUCUAAGCACUAUAUAAAUGCUAUUAUUAGCACAAAACACAAAGACACAAUGUGCCGUUCCAUCCACUCCAAAAUAUACCUGAUUCACAAUCUCUAAUAAAGGUGAAUCACAGGUAAGAAUUGUGCGUCAUUUAUAAAAUGAAAAGAGCCAGAGUUGAAGCCUGUCUUGAAGCCAGAUUGUAUGACGGGAAUCAACUCUAUUGUUAGAAAGCUUAAUGAUCGUAAUGGUGAAUGGAAGACACUUUGUAUGUGUUUCAGUGUGCUCUUAUCUUGAUUAUUUAUGAAUGUCUAUGAUGCAGGUAUAUGUCCUGACAUUGAAAACAGGUUCUGAAACUAAGCCUGGUGAGUCUUAACUAAAAUAAAACCCAGAAUAAGUGUUAAAUUUCCACUCAGAAGAAGGCUGUGUAGUAAUGUCACCCAGUUCCAUAAUUUAUGAAGCAAUUUGGAUCACACUUAAACAUAGCAGACUUAUCAUCUUGUCUCUGGAAUAGAAUUUAAAGACAUUGUUUAUAAUAAAUCAUUGCAACUCU
Messenger RNA from Podarcis raffonei (Aeolian wall lizard), 3119 nucleotides. It is a transcript of the gene MAFB, whose product is annotated as MAF bZIP transcription factor B. Gene Ontology annotation, molecular function: RNA polymerase II cis-regulatory region sequence-specific DNA binding; DNA-binding transcription factor activity, RNA polymerase II-specific. Gene Ontology annotation, biological process: regulation of transcription by RNA polymerase II; regulation of myeloid cell differentiation. Gene Ontology annotation, cellular component: nucleus. Lineage: Eukaryota; Metazoa; Chordata; Lepidosauria; Squamata; Lacertidae. The transcript is spliced from 3 exons. The record is from RefSeq and is a predicted model, not a curated record. The coding region runs from base 827 to 1810 and encodes 327 amino acids.